Molecule: messenger RNA, 1335 nt
Organism: Paramecium sonneborni
Lineage: Eukaryota; Ciliophora; Oligohymenophorea; Peniculida; Parameciidae
Source: the annotation of a GenBank genome assembly
AUGAAUUAUUUAAGAGAAAAGGUUUCAGGCAAAAAAAACCGUUUAAAAGAAGGCAAUUUUAAUUUAGAUUUAACUUAUAUAACACAAAGACUAAUUGCUAUGAGCAUUCCAGGAGAAGGAUUCGAAGGUAUCUAUCGAAAUCCUAUCGAUUAAGUAAAAUUUUAAAUUAUAUUAGGUAGCUUAAUACUUGAACGAAAGGCAUAAAGAUGAGUAUUUUAUUUUCAAUUUAAGUGGUAAAAAUUACGAUGAAUCUAAAUUUAAAGGAUUAAUCUUUAAAGAUUAUUUUUGGAAAGACCAUCAUUCACCUUCUUUACAUGUAUUAUUUGACAUUUGUUUACAAAUACAUAAUUUAUUAAAAAGUAUUUGUACACUUAGUAAUUGAGAUCAUGAUCAAAAUGUAGUUGUAGUUCACUGUUUAGCAGGAAAAGGAAGAACUGGGACAGUUAUUUGCUGUUAUUUAUUAUAUUCUGGUAGAUUUAAUAAUGUGAAUGAUGCUCUUGAUUAUUAUGGAAAAAAAAGAUUCUAUGGAGAAGGUUUAAGUGUAAAUUAACCAUGUCAAAUAAAAUACAUACAUUAUUUUUAUGAAUUACUUACAAAGAAUACAAGAAUAUUUCCAAAUCUUAUCCAAAUUUCAUAAAUAUCCUUUUAUGGAAAGUAAUAUUAGUAUUUAUGAAUAGAUCUCCUUAAAUGAAUAUGAAUGGUUAGUGUUAUCCUUAUGUGGAGAUUAUUGAUGUAAAUAAGGAUUCCAUAUUACAUUCUACCAAAUAAUAGUCAAAGAAAUAUGAAGGGAAUAGUCAUCAUAUCAUAUUGGGGAACUAAAUUCCAUUAGCUGCAGAUAUAUUGAUUAAUGUGAGAAAUUAUGGGAUGAUAAAAGAUUCAAAAAUGUUUAGAUUUACUUUUAAUACAGCAUUUAUUUAAAAUGAAAAGUAAAAUAGAUAGUUUAUAAUAGUAAAUUGACUUAUGUAUUAGAUGAUUUGGAUCCAUAACAUAUUUAGGAGGAUGGUAGAUUUGAUAAGCAAUUAAGAGUUGAAGUAAUUUGUUGUUUAAUUAAAGGUAGAAAUUGAGAAUUGUAAAAUUUGUUCUGAAGUAAAUUCAUUUGAAAAGAAAUGCGAAAUAUGUAAGCCCCACUUACAUGAGCAUAAAAUGACUUGGAUUAGAAUAAAUGAAAUAAUUAAUAGAUAUAUUAAGCCUACUGAAAUUUAAACAACUUAAUUACUAUUUAAAAAUAAAGAAAAUGAUGAUGUAGAUGCUAUAUUAAAAGGUGAUAUUAUAGAAUUAAGAAAUUCUAUAUGCUUCAAAUCAUAGUUACUAGAUUAAGAAAUUUAAUAAUAAUGA